AUGGGCCUCUUUUCGCGAGCGGACAAGACGUCGUCCAAGGCUGCCUCCUCCAUCGAAGCGUCUCCCUCUCCUAGCAGCAGCACCUCGGCACACUCUCGAGCAGUCGGGAACCGUGUCUCAGCGACCAGUUUCACAUCAGCUGCCAGCCCGUCAUCCCCAAUGCCUCCCGUCAAGCUACCCAAGAUCGAUCUCCCCCGACCGCCGGAUCCGCAGUUGGACCCCGUCGGAUAUCUCCGAAGCCUCGGUGCUGUGAGAGAGAGGAGUACCAUGGUGCUUGACAAGGCGAAACGCAACAAGUUGCAGCACUUUGAUGUGGACCUCGACAAGCUGCCAGACGUGGUCAACUUUGUAUCCGGUCUGAUCAAGCGCGACUAUGAUGCUCCUUUCACCAGUAUACCUGGACAUGGACGGUACCAGCAUUUCGGCGUGGGCGGUCGUGACAGGAUUGCAGAUUUGCUCUCCUUAUGGCCAGACUCGGUGGACAGCACGGAGCGCUGCCGACGAUUGGUGGACUUGUUCUUGGUGAGCGUGCUUCUUGACGCUGGCGCUGGCACCCGAUGGAGCUACAAGAGCUCUCAGAGCGGUAAAACAUAUCGAAGAUCCGAAGGCCUCGCCGUGGCCAGCUUGGAAAUGUUCAAAGAGGGCUUCUUUUCUGGCAACCCCGAUAACAAGUACCAAGUCGACAAAGAUGGCCUCGAGGCAUUGACUGUAGAGAAACUCCGAGACGGUCUUCAAUCUCGUCCUGGUAACGAAUUGGCCGGCCUGCAAGGUCGCACUGAACUCCUCGUCAGACUUGCCGGCGCACUUGCUGAAAAGACGGACUACUUUGGCCGUGAUGGCAGACCAGGAAAUAUGAUUGAUCACCUUCUAUCUCACCCUUCAACGCAGGCUUCCUCGAUGCUUAUUGUGCCCUUGCCGGUCCUGUGGGACGUUCUCAUGAACGGCUUGACUUCCAUAUGGCCCCCAUCACGUACAGCGUUAAACGGAGUAUCUCUCGGGGAUGCAUGGCCAUGCCAAGCAAUGACCCAGCCAGGAGCGGACCCGUGGGAAUCCAUAGUUCCAUUCCACAAGCUGACCCAGUGGCUCACAUACUCUGUGAUGCAGCCCAUGCAGUCGCUGCUCAAGAUGCACUUUGCCGGCCAAGAACUGCUCACGGGUCUGCCAGAGUACCGAAAUGGCGGGCUGUUCGUCGACCUCGGGGUGCUCAACCUGAAAAAAGACGACAUGGAGCGGGGUCUGCAAAACUACUCCGAGUACUGCCGGCGGAUGGGGACCAAGGAGGUAGAAGUCGCUCCCAUGUUUGAACCUAGCGAUGACGUUGUUGUAGAAUGGCGCGCCGCGACAGUCGGUCUGUUGGAUUUGCUCUGUGCCGAGGUCAACAAGGCCCUCAAGAAGGAGCUUGCCGGCAACGAAAUGACCCUGCCCCAGCUUCUGGAAGCGGGCAGCUGGAAGGGGGGUCGUGAGAUUGCCGAGAUCCACCGGCCAAAUACCAAGGAGCCCCCAAUUUUGAUUGACAGCGACGGGACCGUUUUUUAA
This is a messenger RNA of Ustilaginoidea virens, 1536 nucleotides long. RefSeq lists its product as uncharacterized. The transcript is spliced from 5 exons. The record is from RefSeq and is a predicted model, not a curated record. The coding region runs from base 1 to 1536 and encodes 511 amino acids. Lineage: Eukaryota; Fungi; Ascomycota; Sordariomycetes; Hypocreales; Clavicipitaceae.